Paralichthys olivaceus (Japanese flounder) is the source of this 2569-nucleotide messenger RNA. It is a transcript of the gene ccdc120b, whose product is annotated as coiled-coil domain containing 120b. Lineage: Eukaryota; Metazoa; Chordata; Actinopteri; Pleuronectiformes; Paralichthyidae. The record is from RefSeq and is a predicted model, not a curated record.
CAUGAGUCCAUUGAACAUCUGGAGAAGCACAGCAGUGUGAGUGGAGGAACACACUGAGGGCACGGAACAUCUGGGCGGGGCAGCUGGGACAGCGGCUGUGUGGGAACCUAUGGUGUAAACACUGGGUUCCAUCCGGGGCAGGAGGGGACGAGGCUCUCUGCCCGCUCACAGCAGCUCUGCUCGGCUCAGAUGCGCAGCGGCCCGACGCAGCAGCAGCAGCCAGCAGCAGGAGCAGCAGCAGCGGAGGAGAAGAAGAAGGAGGAGGAGGAGGAGGUCUGGAGGCUGCUGGUGAAUUACAAUUGAGAUACGAAGCCACAAUGAACCCAGAGGGUUAUCACGCGUACCGACGCACGGUUCAAUAAUUAAUCGCCGUCUUCCCUGGGAUGGUUUCCUCCUGUGGUCCGACGCGGGGAUGAUUUUUCUCGGCUUGGUUUUGCCACAGAGGACCGCGGAGACCUCGGAAGGCAUCGGUCAUGCUCUCCGAUUCCUGAGCUGAGCUGCACUGGAUCCCCCCCGAUGCUACCUGGCAUAAUCAGAUCUAGGAGACACCCAUGUUUAUCUACUAUUGACUUCUUGGAAAUGCAACUACUGACUCUCCACCUAAAGUCAACAAAUGGCUGAAACUGCAAGGUGAGGGUGUGGUUGGGAGCGUGAGUCCUCAGAAUUACAUCACAUGGAGGUCAAAGGACAACUGAUCACAUCAAUGGGUCUGGGGGCUCCUGAUGUUCAAGGCAGCCAGGACAACAAGCUGCAGGCUGAGAGGAUUGCAGCUCUGCAGGAGAGAAAACAGGUCCUGGAGGCUCUGCUCCACACCAGAGUGGGAGAGCUCAAACAAGUCUGUCUGCAGGAAGCAGAGCUGACUGGGAAGUUGCCACGUACUUUCCCCCUGGAGACUGGAGAGAAACCCCCGCUGGUGCAGCGCAGAGCUGGCGUGUUGCCCAACACCAAGGCAGAGGAUGAGGCUGCCCAAAGAAAGCAGAUGAAAGCCAUCUUCACCGGUGCUCUGUACAGACACUCGGAAUCAGACAGAAAUGUCCCAAAUAGCAAGAGGACAGUUCAUCGAGGGUGUCACACAGAGGACACAGUCAUGUCAGAGAGUACGAGCUCCAUGUCAGAUUCAACAUCCCAUGACAACGAGUCAUCUCCCAGCGUGGCCGCUGACCAGCGCUCUCUGUCUCAGCCCCGGCUCACUGUGGGCAGCCCUGACCACCGCAUCAGUAGGAAACUGUCUCCAGUAGAGAUUUACUAUGAGAUGAGGACACGUCGCAACUCUGUCACAAGCUCUGUCAGCCCAACUCACUCUUUACCGAGAAGUGCAUCUAACGUUGAAGGAAGAAGUGUUCCAGCGACUCCUCUUUUGGCGCGAACUGCUCCAAUCAGCGUUCAUGUCAGGUCGGAUGCGUCAGGGGGUAAUGGUUUGAAGCAGUGGUCUGGCAGCCUGGAUGUGCCAUACAUGAUUCCAUUGGCACAGGAGGGCUCUUCUUCUGACCGGCGAAGCUGCCCGUACAGCUCCCGGGCCAGGCGCAGUAACAGCUCAGAGGCCCUGUUGGAUAGGUCGAGCCUCCCUGAUGAUCCAGCACCCAGAAACGGGAUGCCCCCCAGAGGAGGGCCUUACAAGAGCUCAGAGACACUGACUGAUGGCAAGCUGCGACACAUUCACUUAGGCAGCCCUGAGAGACAUGUGGACGGCUCUGUGGAUCAGGCCAAAAUGCGUCUCUCCAUGGGCGGCAGAGGGGCAGGGGGAGGCUACAAUGAGCUACUCAUGGACUAUAUCUGGGGGAAACAGCAGAGGUUGCAAGUGCAGCACCACUUGUACCAGUCCACAGGCAGGAUCUGGCAGGACAUGUCCUCUCCUCGUUCAUCCACAGCAGUGGUUCCUCCCCAUGCCAAUGGUUUUUCUCAUUCCCAGGUGCAUCUCCCCAGCACUGCACCUCCUUACAGCCCCAUGGUCCUCAGAGGGUCACAAGCCGAGCUGCGCAGGGUCAAAGUCACCAGAACCAAAUCUUGUGGACCUUUUAUGCCUUUGCAGCAACAAUCCCAGGAUGGAAUACUAUUGUCAGCAUAUGAGUCUCCCCUUCCUGCCUCUGGCACCACCACAUCCUCCAUCCCCAACCUGCACCCUUACCAGACUGAGCUGUCUGGCCCCUCCUUCAGUCGCAGAGCCCCACAGUUCUCUCUCCCGACCCCAGAAGACUCAACUAGAAGCCUGCAUAAAGCCCUGGCUCUGGAAGGACUGAGGGACUGGUACCUGAGGAACGCUCUUGGCUAUCCACCAGCUGCCUCAAAGGGUCACGAGACGGGUAUCUCUCGCCUCUCACACCCCAACCCGUUGGUGCACCAGGCUCAGUCUGUUCAAGGUGAAGCAGCCAACCUCAACAGGCCUCAGAUACCCCAGUCAGCCAGCUUCCACGGUCUCCCACUGCAUGGAAGGUCGAUGGAGUUUUCUCUGUAUCAGGAGACUCCUCCACAACAGCUGCAAGAGGUGACCCCAAAGGAACCCAGUGCUGACCCAGGCACCCUAGUCUGACGCAGCAGAACACACACACACACACACACACACACACACACA